Molecule: messenger RNA, 1302 nt
Organism: Pundamilia nyererei
Lineage: Eukaryota; Metazoa; Chordata; Actinopteri; Cichliformes; Cichlidae
Product: alpha-2 adrenergic receptor
Exons: 1
Coding region: 1-1302 (433 amino acids)
Biological process (GO): regulation of smooth muscle contraction; platelet activation; regulation of vasoconstriction
Cellular component (GO): plasma membrane
Molecular function (GO): epinephrine binding; alpha2-adrenergic receptor activity
Source: RefSeq, a predicted model, not a curated record
AUGGAUUCGUUCAACGCCAGCGGAAUGGAUGCGUUCACGGUGAUCCAUUUAAAUUCCUCCUGGACGCUGGACAGUGGAUAUUCUUUAGCAGCGAUAGCUGGCAUCGCCGCUCUCGUAAGUUUUCUCAUUCUUUUUACCGUUGUUGGAAAUAUUCUUGUGGUUAUCGCUGUGUUAACGAGCCGGGCACUGAAAGCCCCCCAAAACCUUUUCCUGGUGUCUCUGGCCACAGCGGACAUCCUGGUCGCCACUCUCGUGAUGCCGUUUUCUUUGGCAAAUGAACUCAUGGGUUACUGGUAUUUUGGAAAAGUUUGGUGCGGUAUUUAUCUGGCUCUGGAUGUUUUGUUUUGUACUUCAUCUAUUGUGCAUCUGUGCGCAAUAAGCCUGGACCGAUACUGGUCCGUUACGCAGGCUGUAGAGUACAACCUGAAGCGGACUCCUAAACGCGUCAAGUGCAUUAUCCUGAUCGUGUGGCUUAUAUCUGCGUUUAUCUCCUCUCCGCCGCUCAUAUCUAUCGACAGCAACAGUGAGAUCAGCUCUCAGCCUCAGUGCGAGCUGAAUGAUGACACUUGGUACAUCCUCUCCUCCAGCAUCGCGUCCUUCUUCGCUCCCUGCUUAAUCAUGAUCCUGGUCUAUAUCAGAAUAUACCAGGUGGCCAAAACCAGAACCAGAAGCAUGUCAGAAAAAAAACCCAGGCCAGAUGGCGUUACACAAACUGAGAAUGGACUGAGCAAAGCCACCUCCCCUUUCCACGGCGAGAGGGAGAACGGUCACUGUCAGUGCCCGCCUACGCCCAGCCAACGCACCGUCACCGUCGGGCAACAGACUGAGGAGCCUGACAUGGAGGAGAGCUCCUCGUCAGAGGGCAAAGGUCACAAGCCCCAGCUGCAGGAGUCCCAGAGAGCAAAGAGGAUCAGCAACAAGAAAAACUCGCUCUCCAAGCAAUCCACUCGCAUCUCCAGGGUCAGUAACAAGUCCAUGGAUCUGUUCACCUCCAGGAGGAAACGCCGUAAGAGCUCCCUAGCCAGGAAGAAGAUCUCCCAAGCCAGGGAGAAGAGAUUCACAUUUGUCCUGGCUGUUGUCAUGGGAGUGUUUGUUGUUUGCUGGUUUCCCUUUUUCUUUAGCUACAGCCUGUAUGGUGUGUGCAGGGAACCCUGUAGGAUUCCCGACCCCCUCUUUAAAUUCUUCUUCUGGAUUGGCUAUUGCAACAGCUCCCUCAACCCUGCCAUUUACACCAUCUUCAACCGGGACUUCAGACAUGCCUUCCACAAGAUUCUCUGCAAGUCCUGGAAAAAGUCCUUUUAG